Selaginella moellendorffii is the source of this 1603-nucleotide messenger RNA. RefSeq names its product monooxygenase 2. The coding region runs from base 93 to 1556 and encodes 487 amino acids. The transcript has 6 exons. NCBI's taxonomy places the organism in Eukaryota, Viridiplantae, Streptophyta, Lycopodiopsida, Selaginellales, Selaginellaceae. The record is from RefSeq and is a predicted model, not a curated record. Gene Ontology annotation, molecular function: FAD binding.
GACAGACAAUUAAAAAAUAGGCAUCUUGGGGGAAUCUCGCCCGUGAGCACUGCCACGUGGCAAAACGAAAAUCAGUGGCGGGAGAGAGCGCUAUGGCGAAUGCGAUGGCUAUGGCCGCCCAGAUUCCAUCGCCUUCGUCUCCUUUCCUCCGUAGCGGUGGCGCUGACGCUAGGGUUUCGUCUUUCUCCUCCGCGGGUGCCGCAUCGCUGUCAUUUCGAUCGAGAUCUUCUUUCACGCGGAGAUCGAUUCGUGUCAGAGUUAGCGGCGCCGCCGCCGAUCGACCGGCGGAGGAUGCCAGCGGCGCAGGGCAAUCCGUGAAUGAGGUACACAUGAUCGUCAUCGUUGGCGCAGGGGUUGCUGGAUUGGCAGCGGCUUUGGCCUUCCAAAGGCUUGGGCUGCAAACUCUUGUUCUCGAGAAAGCUAGCGAUUUAAGAGCUGGUGGAACAGCUUUAACGAUUUGGAGGAACGCUUGGCGAGCUCUUGACGUACUCGGAGUUGGCGAAGAAUUGCGUAACCAAUACUAUCUCCUUGCUGGUUCCCACGUCGUGUCUCUUCAAGGCAAAGUGAUCCACCAUCUAAGCUUUGGGAAUUGCUCGAGGGGCGGGCUGAACGAGGUCCGAGCGAUCGAAAGGGGUGCGCUGCUAGAAGCACUGGCAAAGCCGUUGCCUGCCGGAACCAUUCGAUUUAAGUCCAAAGUUGUCAAUGUACGUAAAGGCACCAAGAAAACUUACAACGAAGUCGAGCUCGAGGAUGGAACUAUUAUUGCCAGUAAGGUUCUUGUAGGAUGUGACGGCGUCAGGUCGGAAGUUGCAAAGUCCUUGGGUGUCAAGGAACCACGUUUUGUAGGACAGUGUGCAAUACGCGGCGUUGCCGACUAUCCAGCGGGACACGAUUACGGUCCAAUGCUGCUACAGUUUCUGGGACGAGGAACUCGAGCAGGCGUCGUUCCAAUCUCUUCGACCAAAGUUUACUGGUUCGUGUGUUUCAAGUCUUCAUCAGCAGUUGUGCGAAAGGUGGAGCCAGAUGUGUUGAAACAAGAAGCUCUCGAGCACCUCAAGAGCUGGUGCAAGAAAAACCUCGAGGAGUUCUCCAGCCUCAUCGAAAACUCUCCCAAUCACACGGUCACUCGGAGCGCCCUCCGGCACCGAUGGUCGCUCCCGCUCGUAAGUCCCUCGCUGGCUGCUGACGGAGUAACUCUGGCAGGAGACGCGCUCCAUCCUAUCACUCCAAACCUGGGCCAAGGCGGCUGCCUCGCCUUGGAAGACGGUGUCAUCCUCGCUCGAGAGCUCUACAACGCAGUGUUUGCGAGGAAAAGCAUGAACGCCGAGGACAUGGACACCAACAUCAAGUGUGCUCUGGAUGCUUACGCCAAGCAGCGAUGGUAUCGCUUCUUCCCACUCACAGUUAAGUCGUUCUUCAUUGGAUUUCUUUCGAUGCUCGAGCUCUGGCCUGUGAUCUACGCUCGCGACUCAUUUGGUGUCAAGGUUGCUCUACAGCCAGACAGGUUUCUAAAGCACACUCUAUAUGACUGUGGAGAGCUACCGAUCCCAAGCUAAAAUCAAUAAACUAUCGUCGCAAAUGCUUAGUGACAAUAGCUCGUGAA